This is a messenger RNA of Myotis lucifugus (little brown bat), 1685 nucleotides long. Its product is annotated as amine sulfotransferase-like. Gene Ontology annotation, molecular function: sulfotransferase activity. Gene Ontology annotation, cellular component: cytoplasm. The transcript has 9 exons. The record is from RefSeq and is a predicted model, not a curated record. NCBI's taxonomy places the organism in Eukaryota, Metazoa, Chordata, Mammalia, Chiroptera, Vespertilionidae. Bases 396 to 1277 code for a protein of 293 amino acids. Gene Ontology annotation, biological process: sulfation.
UCAUUCUGUCAUCCAUGCAGUUAUAUCAGAAGUGGAUUUUGCUUCAUCAGUUGACGUGUAACAGCUUGUGAACCCCUGGCUGAGCUGGCUCGGCACAUGUUACACCCAGCACGGGGCCUGAGUUUGGGGGAACUACAGUUGUCAGGUGAAAGGACGCUCCAGUGAAGCACGUGCAGAAAACAAGAAGGAAGAGGUUGUGUUUUGUAUCUUUCCAGAAGGAGCAGUGCAGUCAAUUUGGGAACCGGAGACUUACAUGUGUCACCACAACGGACCCAGAGAAGCUCCUUGUCCCAGUGUUCCAAAGACUGAAAGUUGCCUCGAUGACAGCAAAGUGGAAAAAAGAAGAAAAGGAAGGCUAUGCAAGGGACUGAGAUGCCAACAUGGGGUGAAUAAGUAUGGACAACAAAGAUACAUAUUUGCUGAACUUUAAAGGCUAUAAUUUUGAAUCUUCCUUCGUUGAUGCUGACUUUCUAGAAUAUCUAGAUGAUUUUGAAAUUAGAGAUGAUGAUGUCUUCAUAAUUACAUUUCCAAAAUCUGGUACCACCUGGACUCAGCAGAUAUUAAGCUUGAUUUAUUUUGAGGGACAUCGUAACAGAACUGAAGACUUGGCAACGCUUGAUAGAGUCCCCUUCUUUGAAUACAAAAUACGCAAAACAGACUUUCUCAACAGACCGUCUCCUCGCCUCUUCUGUUCCCACCUCCCAUAUUAUUUAGUACCGAAAGGUCUCAAGAACAAAAAAGCUAAAAUUAUUUACGUCUACAGAAACCCCAAGGAUGUUAUGACUUCAUUCUUUCAUUUUUCAAAUGUGGUGGUCCGUCUUGAACCUGGGAAUGAUAUGGAACAUUUCAUGAAAAGGUUUCUAGAUGGAAAUGUGGUAGGAAGCCGUUGGUUUGAUCACAUCAGAGGCUGGUAUGAGCACAGACAUGACUUCAGUAUUCUGUUUAUGAUGUAUGAGGAAAUGAAAAAGGAUCUCAGAAGUUCUGUGCUUAAAAUCAGCCGUUUUCUUGAGAAAGAACUGAGUGAAGAGGAUGUGGAAGCUAUUGUGAAACAGGCUACAUUUCAGAACAUGAAGUCUGAUCCAAGAGCAAAUUAUGAUGAGAUUCUAAAAUAUGAAUUUGGUAAAAGAACAGAUGAGGGACAUUUUCUUCGCAAAGGUACCGUUGGAGACUGGAAACAUCACUUGACAGUGGAGCAAAAUGAAAGAUUUGACAAAAUAUUCCAAAGGAAUAUGAAAGAUUUGCCUUUGAAGUUCAUCUGGGAUUUAAAUGAAGAGUAAAAUCAGUGUAGAAGAAUUCUAAAAAAAUCUACUAACCAGAGAGACUAUUUUAAUAUACACAUUAAUUUGUGCUUCUUAUGCAAAUGUUAAUUAUAAAACUUUAAUAAUAAAAAAUGAGUAAACUGUACUUAGAUUAGUUGGCAGGUGUUUGAUAAGCACUUUGAAAUUUCAAAAAUUAAAAUCAUUUACUAGAUAGUCUGCAUUGAUACCCUGUAUUAUAAAUUGAAAAACAGGAAGCAUGUAAUAAGAAAUUAUAAAUGUUCUGAGUUUUCCUUAGUGUGUAUUUUUUCUUUACCUACAAUUAAACUGAGUAUCAAUGAAACAUUAAACUUAAUUAUUAUAAUUAAACAUUAAUUCUUUGAUUUAAAAUAAUUGUGAAUGUUGAAAUAGAGAACUCUUAUGAAAGCA